AUGCAGCUUGAACAUGACGACGACGACCCUGAAAGGGUCGAGGAACAGCUGGAGAACGAGAAAAAACUCGAAGCCAGAUACCAGAAACUUGUUGCAGAGCUUUCGUCUCUGCCUGAGGAGACGUUGAAUACCUUCUUCGCCCUCUUCGACAACUGCAUUCAGUUGUACCGGCUGAACAAGCCUACGACUCGAAUGAUCACAGAGAUCGAACAAAACCGAACUGAACGUCUCCGCAAAAUGGAGCUGCGGAUUGAGAAGGCAGAAUCUCGGCAUGCGCUGACAGAAGCUGCUGCAGAGGAAGUGGAGAAAGAGCACAAACGAGUCAUUGCAAAGGAGGAGUCGUUGUUUCAAAGCCGAGUGCAGCAGAUCCGGCAGGAAGGUCACGCGGUGGUGCUGGCAGCUGAGGCCCGGGCUGAGGAUGCGCAAAAAAAACGUGAAGAAAUCGAGACUCAAAUUAAGGACAUCGUGGUGGAAAUGCAGGAGAUCUUGGAGCUUGAAACCUUUCAACGAGAAGACUUGUCAAAUCACCUUCAGAAAGCUGACAUCCGAACAGCUCGUGCUGUCCUCGAUGCGGAGGUUCAUGUACAGAGUCUCCGCCACGAAGCUGAAAUCACAACAAGGAAAACAUUCCAAGAUUUGCAAGGCAACAGCCGAUGUGCCUGGGCAUUGCAAGAGCAAGUUGGUGGGCUCAAAGAAGCUGUCACUGGAGUGACUGCUUGCCAGCGAGACCACCAGCUUCAACAUAUUCCAAAAGUUGCACCAAGGCCUUUUGACCUGGAGGAAACUCCAUUCGAUGGCCUGGGAAAAUUCGGCUCGUUCAGGUCUACGCAAGUUCCCAAAGGGUUCUAUGCGGAGACCCUUUGUGCACGUACUGCAAAUGCAGCGCCUAGGCUCAUCCAAGCCCAAAGUGUUGAAAGGCUUUCAGACUACUUGGAGCAGGUAGUUCCCGUUUGUCGCAAACGCGGGGACAAGUUCUACAUGAAGGGAAUUCAGGCCUUGGCCUUCGUACGUUGGAAGCAGUCCAGGUUUCGCGAAGCAUUGCCAUUGUUCCACGAGAUGGAAGGAUAUUUGGGCAAAAGUGCAGCCCUUUGUGAAAACAUAGCGCACACCUACAACUCGCUGGGCGACUUUGAGAAGGCGGAGGACUAUUUGCGACAGGCCUUGAAAUUCAUUGAGCAGGAAGCUGGCAUGAAUAAGGGGAAUCGAGGUGGAGUGCUACUGGGACUUGGCAUCGUCAGGGACCGCUUGGGAAAGCACAAUGAAGCUCUUCCAGUCUGCCUCAAAGCGUACGAGUUCUACAAGGAACGUGCAAAUGGUGCUCCUGCCUCUUUGCAGGCGAAGGCAGGCAUCUCCUGUGCCAAGAUCUAUGCCAAGCUGGGGAACCUGAAGCAGGCGGAGACAUACAUCCGUGAGGCAGUCGAGAUGUAUGAGAUCACCUGUGGCGAGACAUCGCCUUUGACGGCCAGUGCCUAUCAUGAACUCGGAAAAGUACUGUGGGGGCAGAGAAAGCGAGAAGAUGCGCAGAAGGCCUUGAAGAGGGCCUAUGAGCUUGAAGCCAUGAAGGACGCCUGGGAUCUUGUUACAUUACUGGAGGUACACAACCUGCUUAUGGACACGCAUUUGAAAGAGACUGCAAACAUCGAUCGCGCCAAGUUUGCCGACUACUUUGCCACAACUGACUAUGUGGUAGGGAGAGUGCGAAAGGAGCUGCCACAGGACGGCAAUGCAGCUGUUUACUACAAGGCAGCGGCUGAGCUGAAAUCCUGGGGUGGUCGCUACACGGAGGCCAAGGAGCUCUUUGACGUUGCCAUCCCUUUGCUCAAGGCUGAGACGACAACAGAUUGCACAUCUCUGCUUGAGACUUGCGAAGCCAUGAAAGCGUUUUGCGACCGCAACCUGCAAGGAACACAGGACAGCCCUAUGAACUUCUCCAUCCCGGACAGUGAAAAAGGUGCAGAUGGGCAAACCCCAGCGCCAAAUGUUGGACAAGCCGCAGCUGAUACGUACCAGGGUCCAGUCAUUGAAGAGAUCAUGGAUGAAGACCCUGAAGCACCCUGUGCAGUGGCAAAUGGUGCCUCUUCAUCUUCGGCCCCAUCUUCGGCUGCUCCUGCAAUGCAAGGAGUGGCGGAACUACGCUGCCUCACUGCAGCAGAUGCGGAGGAGGCUUCGCAGGUGUGCUCUGGUGCCUCAGGGUCCCUCUUCGACUCUUCAGCUGACCUGCAGGCACAUUUGGAAGCGGCUGGCAAGGGUAUUUGCUGGGCAGCAGGAGGUGAGCAGAUUUGUGGUGUGGCAUUGUGCGGCUCCGAUGGGGUGUUCGGCCACCUGCUGCAGAUCUCGGUCACGCCAGGAGAAGAGGUGCUGGUGAAAGAUACCAAGAAGCGACUUAUCGAUCGCUGCCAACAGGCCUGCAAGGAAAGAGGUUUGCGUGGCCUUCGGGCCACUUCAGCCGGCAAGGACGAUGAGGCUUUGUUUAAAGGUUUUGGUUGGACUUCCCACUUGGUGUGGAGCAGCCCCACGGACGACCGGCCCCACAAGAAGGGUCGCACCAACGGAUCCUCUGCAGCUUCGUCGAGUUCAGGAGCUCCACCAAUUGAUCCAGAGCUUCGACGGGAUGGCAAGGACGUCAACUCCUUCUACCAAGCUUGGGACAAGGUGAACGUAGAAAAGGCUUUGGUUGUUGAAGAAGGACUUGACCCUGCAAUUGUACCAGAGGACCAAAGGCCGUUGGCCGACUUUGGUGACUUAGAUCGACACCUCGAUGUAUCACGGAAGAUCUGCAAGUUUUCUUGGGAUCAGAGUAGCACUGGGGUGAGCAUCUACGUGCCUUUUGACGGGGUUGGGCGCCUUCCGGAGCAGGAUGUGCAGGUGGAGUUCAGGGAAAUUGGCUUCCUCCUCACCAUCCAGAAAGAUGGGAAAAAGCACUGGUACAAAAUACCAAACCUCUGCAAUCCAAUUGAUGCGGGCGCUUCGCGCAAGAGUGUGAAGACUGAUCAGGUCGUGGUAAAGCUUCGGAAACAACGGGCUUCCAGCUCCUGCCUGAGGAUAUGGAAUGCUUUGGCCGAAUUCUUUGGAAGAUUCCCCGCGUCUUUCAUCUUCUUUACUGUAGAUAAGAAGAUUAAGAAGGAGAAAAGACGAAUUUAG
This is a messenger RNA of Cladocopium goreaui, 3141 nucleotides long. The record is from the annotation of a GenBank genome assembly. NCBI's taxonomy places the organism in Eukaryota, Dinophyceae, Suessiales, Symbiodiniaceae.